UUUUAGUCUCUUUUAAUUUCCACACUCUUUUGCCCUGCCUCCCUUUUCUUAACAACCACCCCCAAUUAAAGUUGCCGCUUUGGUGUAGUGUGAUAAUUUUCAAAAAACAAACAGCCUCUCCAAACUUUUCAACAACAACAACAAAGGGAAUAUGUACAGAAUGGUCAGACUUUCUUCAUUAAAUGGACAAUCUAUGCCUUGAGUCACCAGCUUCUUUUGUUUUGGAGGAGGCAGGAACAGAAAAAGAGCCCCUCGUCUUGUCUUCCCUGUCUGACCUUAUUGAACAUAUUAAGGUGAAAAAUAGGUCAGCCAUCUUUUCUCAUUAAACGUUUAUGCCAUGAGUCACCAGCCAACGGUGGGUGGGUGUACCACCACUCAUACAUAUCUGCAAUAAGUUCACCUGUAAUGCUGCAGAUUUUGGGGAGAUAGGUCGGCCACUAUAAACUUCAUUGGACUCAUAAACUAGACCAGAUC
Meloidogyne enterolobii is the source of this 474-nucleotide messenger RNA. Lineage: Eukaryota; Metazoa; Nematoda; Chromadorea; Rhabditida; Meloidogynidae. The record is from the annotation of a GenBank genome assembly.